UCCGUGUUUUCUUUCUCACCAGCUUUCUCCAUGCUUUCCUGCUCCGACAUCUCCUGCAAGGAGCAGGAGAGGUGUGAGAUGGUGGAAGGAGAGCCCAGGUGCAUCCAAGAGACCUUUUCCACCUGUUUGGUCAUCGGCGGCCCCCACUACAAAACUUUUGAUGGGAAGAUCUUUGAUUUCACGGGCACCUGCACCUACACUUUGAGCAAGACCUGCGACCCAGCUUUCAACCUGCCCUUCUUCAACAUUGAGGUCAAAAAUGGCCACAGGGGCAACGCCAAAUCCCCCUACAUCGAUACUGUGAUCGUCCAAGCCUACAACAUCACGGUUGUCAUGAUCAGGUCCGAGGAUGGAUUCGUGAGGGUGAACAACCACCUCACCCGCCUCCCCAUCUCCCUCGCCCAAGGGAAACUCCACCUCCAACGGAAGGGCAGAUUCGUCCAGAUUAAGACCGACUUCAUGCUGAAGGUUCUGUACAACUGGGACGGCCACUUGAUGGUGAAGAUCCCCAGCGCUCACUCGGGCAAAGUGUGCGGGAUGUGCGGGAAUAGCAACGGCGAUCCCCAGGAUGAUGCUCUCCUGCCUGAUGGCACCUUGGCGCAGGACGCCGUGGUUCUGGGUCAGGCCUGGAAGGUUCUUGGCGAUCACAGGAUCUGCUUGGAUAGCUGCAGUGAAUGCAAGCAUUGCUCGUGGAAAGAGACAGCAAAGUAUAACACGGAGGCGUUUUGCGGCUUGCUCACCCAAUACCCAGGACCGUUCCAAGGCUGUCACGAUGCUGUCCAUACAGAUAUCUAUUUAAAAAGCUGCAUUUCUGACCUCUGCAGCUACGAAGGGCUCCACACAGUUCUGUGCCAAGCGCUGAAUACCUACGUGGAGAAUUGCCAGGAGGAGGGAAUCGUCGUGGAAGACUGGAGGACGCCGGCGCGUUGCUUUCCCUCCUGCCCAGCCAACAGCAACUACACGUUGUGCGGGCCCGCCUGCCCCGCAACCUGCAACGACGAAGCUGUCUCGUCUGAUUGCGCCUCGCUGUCCUGCGUGGAGGGCUGCAGAUGCAUGGAGGGCUUCGUGUUGGAUGCUGGGAAAUGCAUCCCCAAAUCUGAGUGCGGAUGCGUUUUUGGAGGUCGCCUCUACGGCCUCGGGGAGGAAUUUUGGGGAGACGACGGUUGCACCAAACGUUGCAUCUGCGAGGAGAGGAGGAAGGCGGUGUGUUAUCAAAGCAGCUGCAGAGCCAGGGAGGAGUGUGGGGUGAAGGAUGACAUCAGGGGGUGCUACCCGACGAGUUUUGGGGUCUGCACGGCGGUGGGCAGCACGCACUACAAGAGCUUCGAUGGUGAACGGUUCACCUUCCAGGGCACGUGCCUUUAUCAGUUGGUUGGGUUGUGUAAGAAGAGCGGAGGGCUGGUGGACUUCCAGGUGUUGGUGCAGAAUGGCCUCAAGGAUUGUGGAUCUCCAUCCUUCAUCACGCUCGUCAGGGUCAAAGUCUACGGGAAGAGCAUCACCAUGAGCCAGAAGGACCCCAAUAAAAUCACCGUCAACGACCGAUCUGCCAACCUACCUUACUCUCACAACGGGAAGAUCCUGGUCUACAAAGGUGGAAGGGACGUGGUGAUAGAGACCGAUUUUGGGCUCACGGUCACCUACGAUUGGCACGGCGACGUCGGCGUGUCGGUGCCCUCCACUUACAAGGACACCCUCUGUGGGCUCUGUGGGAACUUCAACGAGGACAGGAAGGAUGAGAUGAUGCUGAAGAACGGCCGUGUGACGUCCAACCUCAACACCUUCGGGCACAGCUGGAAGGUGACCGACACCCCGGGUUGCACAGAACUGUCCAGGAAGGAAUGUCUCAAUUCAAUGACCACAGUUGAGCAAGAGAAUCUUUGUGGGAUCAUUUCAAGGACAAAUGGACCCUUCAGAGGUUGUCACGCUACGGUGGAACCUUCAAAAUACGUCCAAAAUUGCAAGAACGAUCUGUGUCUUUAUCCAGAGAGGGAGGAGCUGUUGUGCCAACACAUUGCGCACUACGUUGACCUCUGCCAAGAAGCUGGGGUGACCAUCGAGGAGUGGAGGACAAAUGAUUUCUGCAGGAUUUCCUGCCCGGCCCACAGCCACUACGAGCUGUGCUCUCUGGAUUGCAGCCAGACCUGCAGCAGCAUCUUCGCUCCGCUGCGCUGCACCGAGAGGUGCAGGGAGGGCUGCGUCUGCGACGAGGGCUUCGUGUUCAGUGGUGAUGAAUGCGUCCCCAUGGCCCGCUGUGGUUGCUUCCAUCAUGGUUUCUACUACAAGGUGGAAGAAAUCUUCCACCCCAGCGAGCUGGAGGAGUGCAGCUGCCAAGCUGGCGGCGUGGUGGUCUGCAAAGAAAUCCCUCCUCGUAACAUAAGUAACUGCCAAGAGGUCGAUGGGGAGCUCCGGUGCUCAGCGACCAGCUGCGUGGUCACCGGUGACCGCAGCUAUUUAUCCUUUGAUGGGACAGCUUUUGACGUCCCAGGUGCUUGUUCCUACAUCCUCACCGAGAGCUGCGCUGAUGGCGACGACGUCGAACAUUUUGUAGUGAAAAUUAAGAAAGAUUCCAGGCAGAAAAGGAAGGUUUCUGGCAUUGAAGCGGUGUCUGUAGAAGUCUACGGGUUCACCUUGACCCUGGAGCGAGGGAAAGACGGGACGGUCACGGUGGACUCCAUCAUCCACCGCCUCCCAGUCAUCCUGAACCAGGGCCAGGUCCAGGUGCACCAACACGGGGUGGGCAUUCAUCUUCAGACCGACUUUGGCCUCGUUGUACGCUACGACCUCCGCCACUUCGUCGCGGUCACGGCCCCGCAGGGCUACCAGGGCCGCCUGUGUGGACUCUGCGGCAACAACAACGGCAAAAGCGAGGACGAUUUCCUCUUCCCCAAUGGCCACCUGGCUCCCAAUGCCACCUCUUUUGGCUCUGUGUGGAAAAUACCCAACGUGGCAUGCGAGGAGAAAUGUUCCGAAGACGACUGCCCCGUUUGCACGGAAGAAAAGAAGAAGAUCUUCCAAAAACCCAACUACUGUGGCAUCCUCACGGACCCCCACGGCCCCUUCUCCUCCUGCUUCAACACCCUCAGCCCAGCCUUGUAUUCGGAUGCCUGCACCCGAGAUCUCUGCCUUACCAAGGGGAAAACCAACGUCCUGUGUCAGAGCAUCCAGAGCUACGUGUCUUCUUGCCAAGCUGCCGGUGUCAACAUCGAGGCUUGGAGGAAACCAUCCUUCUGCCCCUCACGCUGCCCAGCAAACAGCACCUAUUCUUUGUGUUCCAACCUCUGCACCAACAGCUGUGCGGGGCUUUUGGGUGCCUCCAAAUGCCCCCAGACCUGCGCUGAAGGCUGCAGUUGCAAUGAGGGGUUUGUCUUUGAUGGGGAGGGCUGCAUCCCCAAGGAGAAAUGCGGGUGCUUUGAGGAUGGGAUAUAUUACAAGGUACUCACCUCUCGAUUUGGGUUUGGGUUUUGCUGGUUGCCUUCUUCCCACAUUCAGAGCUGCACCAUGAGAGCAGGGACUUCUCUCCCCUUCCCCCCUUUGCUUUCCCCUUUCCCCCUUGCAGACCCCUGCAAAGCCCUCGGGUGCCGACCGAGGGAGAUGUGCAAGAUGGAGGACGGCCAAGCCAAAUGCGUCCCCUCCUUGGUGGCCUCAUGCUGGGCUUGGGGGGACCCCCACUACCGCACCUUCGACAGGCUGGAUUUCGACUUCGAAGGCACCUGCACCUACACCAUGGCUGAAUUCUGUGGGAACGACCCCAGACUGGUGCCCUUCAAAGUGGAGGGCAAGAAUCGGAUCCGGAGUGAGGUGAAAUCCAUCUCCUACAUCAGCUUGGCCAACAUUGAGGUCUACGGGCAUCGCAUCUCCAUCCACUGGAGGGAAGUGGGCAAAGUCAGGGUGGACGGCGUGCAGACCCUUCUCCCAGUCGCCCUGCAGGACAGCAGGGUGCUGAUCUUCCAGAGUGGGAUGAUGGCAGUGCUUGAGACAGAUUUUGGCCUCCGGGUGACGUACGAUUGGAACUGGCACCUGAUAGUUGACCUCCCCAGCAGCUACUCUGAGCAAACCUGCGGCCUCUGCGGCAAUUUCAACCUGGAGCCAGAGGAUGACAUCCCCAGGCAAGGCGGUAACCUCACCUCUUCCAUCAUCUCGUGGGCCUCCAACUGGAAAGUCCCCGACGAGGACCCGUUCUGUUGGGAUUUUUGCGACGGCGAUUGCCCUGUGUGCGAGGAGGAGAAGAGGGAGCUGUAUUCAGGCAACCAGCACUGUGGGCUGAUCAAAAAGAGCUUCCAGGGACCCUUCAAGGCUUGUCACGACGUCGUCAGCCCCCGAGAUUUCUUCCGGAAUUGCCUUUAUGAUGUUUGCAUGAGCGACGGAGCGAAGAAAAUCCUCUGCAAGACGUUGGAGACGUAUGCGUCCACCUGCAGGAAGCACGGGGCUGCGGUGCACGACUGGAGGACGCCGUCGGGGUGCUGUGAGCAAUGGGGGUUUUGCUGCUUUUCCGUGGGGUUUUGCAAAACUGGGGUGGUUCUGGAGCGGGGCGAUGCGUGCAUGCAAAGCUCCCCGUGGGUGGUGCGUGCAAAACGUUUGUUGUGCUU
Messenger RNA from Meleagris gallopavo (turkey), 4586 nucleotides. The record is from RefSeq and is a predicted model, not a curated record. NCBI's taxonomy places the organism in Eukaryota, Metazoa, Chordata, Aves, Galliformes, Phasianidae.